ACAUCUUGUCUGUCUCCUUUACCACGAUCACGAUACAAAAUCAGUCCUGCCACAUGGGUUAAAUAAGAGAACUUUUUCAAAAAAUUUAAAGUGCAUUAUUUUAAUGUUGUGUCUUUGAGAAUUUUGAAUUUUUACCAAAAUACGCCGUUGCAGAAACAUUUUAAAAUGUCGAGCACGUGUCGUCGGAAUAAGAAGGAUUUUAUGGAAUUAGUCACAUAUGUCGAUAUGGGAUUUGGAGCCUUGUCAGUUUUCUUCAGCACCCUUAUUUUUAUAAAUUCAUUGCCAUUAUCUCGGGAAGGGCAUGAAUUCGCUCAUGACGCAACAACAACAUUGUUUAUGGCUUCCAUUUUCGUUCACUUUCUUCAACUUUUCCAUGCAAUUCGACUUCUCAACAGCACCGAGCACCAGAAUUUCCAAGAUAAUCCACAAGAAUCUAUACGUUUGGCCAAUUCGUGGCAAUUUUGGUCCAUACUUUUCCUCGUUCUUCUUCUCGUCAAGUUUUAUAUUGUUUAUCGAUGUUACGGACAUAGCUUCUCGUUUGUGCUAUACUCAAUCUUCAUCGGUCUAGAAUUCUGCUUUAGAAUUCAUUCCAGGUACUCUGUCAAAGAAUUUAUUUAUGAGAUUGAGAUGAAUUUGUCCAGUGAAUAUUAUCGUUGGAACCAAUAAACGUUAACAAAAGCCUUGAGUAAUAAGGUUGUCUUAAAAUAUCUCGUAUAACACAUACACACAUAUGCACAUACAUAUACAUCCAACUUUCACAUCCUUCUUGCUCCUUUGUUAUCCCAUCAGAAAAUUUUACGCUUAACAAGCAUGUAAGUAUUAUUUGAAAAUAUUUUGCAUCUAAUUAUUGCGAGCUCAGUGUUCAUUUUGGAGCAUCGAAACAACAAAAUGCAUGGAACAUUGAAGUUGAUAUCAACCUUAAUGCUGCAUAUAAAUUUGAUGAAUGUUAAAUCUGUUCAGUAAUAAAUAGAUGUCAAGGGCAGUUCGCCAAAAAAUCUGAAGUGAAAUAUUGAAAGAUGGAACUGAAAAUGUCUCAAGUGACGUAAUACAUACGGCUGUUUUUAGUUCACCACGCUUCAAUGUUUAUAGGUUUAGUAUCUAUUUUAUUCAGGGUAUUGAACGCAGUUGACUUUCCACCAUGCUCCAAAACGAUAAUAUAUCCGUACAAAAUGAGCAAAUUCGAGUCUUAAAAUAAUUUAAAUUGCACUCUAAGUAGCAAAAUAAGCGGUAAAUUAUUAGUACAAUGGAUAUUCUGAAGGAAGGAGACGCCAAGUCCAAAAUAGUCAGCAUAAUCUGCAUUGUUGAUCUCAUUCAACCAGCGAUAAUUAUCCUAAUCCGUGCUUGGUCAAUUAUUUUUCGAUCUGCAGUCAGUGAUACAGAAUUUAUAAUCUCCGAGCACAACUCAUCAAUUGUUGUCCUUCUCUUUGCGGUUGUAAUUUGUUUCUACGUCAUUCAUCUGACGAUUGGUUUAAAACUAUUCAGUGCACUCGAGCAAAUGGAAUGUGAUGCACUCUUGGCUGCUCGAAAUGCUAAAGUGUGGCAAAGCUGGUCCAUCAUUUUUCUCUUCUUUUUAAUUGGAAACCUAUUCGCGAAUAUUUUGUCUUCAACGGCAAAGAUCGCCAUUGCAUAUGCCACAAUUACUGGAGUUUGUGAAAUUGGAUGGAGGCUGUUUGGAAUUUAUUACGUGGGUUUAUUCAUUGAUGAAUUGGUGGAGAGGAUACCAGGAAAUAUAAAUCUGGUUCCUACCAUUAAAUUUUUUGGAGUAAGAUUUCCACUUGCAUCAGAAUCCAGCAGAGAUGAAUUGGAAUAAUUUUUGUUACUUCGACAUUGCAAUAAUGUAAAACUUCGCAAUAAACUAUUUAAAAUAAAAGUCAA
Folsomia candida is the source of this 1875-nucleotide messenger RNA. RefSeq lists its product as uncharacterized. The record is from RefSeq and is a predicted model, not a curated record. The coding region runs from base 1244 to 1810 and encodes 188 amino acids. NCBI's taxonomy places the organism in Eukaryota, Metazoa, Arthropoda, Collembola, Entomobryomorpha, Isotomidae. The transcript has 7 exons.